CCCGCACACAAUCUUCUACCUGGCGACCUGCUUUAUCCAUUUCCCAAAUCUUCAUCCCAUAUAAUGACUUGUUCGAGUCACUAUAUUUCAACAGUGAGCACCCAAUUGACCUUGGACUGCACUAGGGUCAAUAGUUUUGAGAAUGAACCAAACCCUAAUCUUCAAAUGAAAUUGGGGGAAAUCUGCCCAAGUGUCGAAGGUAGCAGAAGCCGUACACGGUGGGCCGAUAUUAUUCAAAACCAACCGGAGCAACCUCCAGAACACCGGUAUGAGGCUGGCAAGUGUAUCGAAGUACCUGAUCCAGAAGAUGUGAGAAGGCUGCCUGCGCAAGUCGCCAGUAAUGAAAUGCAACAGCCCUCGAAACAACCCACAGAAGGCCGGGACUAAUCAGACCACCAUAGCAACUGCCUCAUCCGGACCACCACCAGAACUCCAGAGCACUGUCAACAUUAUUAAGGCUGUGUUUCGCGACGCCGAGACAAAGCAGGAGCUGUCGAAUGUAGCCCAACAAUGGAUCGAGGACCUCAAGGAUGUUGUUUUUGAAGCCGAUGAUUUGCUCGAUGAUUUUGUCACUCUUGCCGAGCAGAAGCAGCAUGUGAAAGCUAAUGGUACAAUAUCUAGGAAGAUGAGGCUCUUUCUUUCCCGUUCGAAUCCUUUUGGUGUUGCUUACAAGAUGUCUAAAGAGGUCGAGAAGAUAAGGAAGAAAUUGGACGGUUUUGCUUACAACAAGCAGUUUAUGAUGGAGUUUAGUCAUGAGCCUAUCAAGUACAGAAAGCCUGAGACAUGUUCGUAUGUGGAUGUUGUUGAAAUCGUUGGAAGAGAAGACGAUUUGGAGCAUAUUGUUGGUAUGUUGCUUGAUUCUGAUAUUCAAACUAGUGAUGUUUCUUUUCUUCCUAUUGUGGGUAUGGGAGGGCUAGGCAAAACUGCUCUUGCACAGCUUGUGUACAAUGAUAAAAGGGUUGAAACGGCGUUUUCUUUGAGGUUGUGGCAUUGUGUCUCUGAUCAAGAUCAGAAACAACUAGACAUUGAUGGUGUUGGCCCUCUUAGGUUUUGAUGAUGACUUCACUUUAAAUAAACAAAUGUGUUUUAGAGAUUGUUAUGUAGGUCGAAUAUCCGAUUUUACUAAAGUCGUUGAUGGUACCUAAAAAGACUUGGUCAAUGGAUGUUGUACGUGUCAAAGUCAAAGUCAAAAGAGUCAGUAUAGAAGAUCACUUAGGAUGUCAAAAGUGGAUUUAAUGUCUACUGUUCCAAAGUUGAUAAUCUGAUUAAAGUUGCUGAUGGAGACAGUGCAGUGUUCCCAACGAUACAGGCACUACAAGAAAAGUUAUUUUUAGCAACAGAAAAAGUCGUUGCUAAAAAUCUGAUUUCGUUGCUAAAAAUGUUUUUUGCAACAAAGUACAUUGUUGCGGGUACAGCCGUAGCGAAAGCUUUUAGCAACGACUAUGGUUGUUGCAAAAGAUAUCUGUUUUUUGCAACGAAAUCUGUUGUUGCAAAAAAAAUGUCGUUGCAAUUCCUUCAAACGUUUUUAGCAACAAAAAAGCUCGUUGCCAAAUCUCUUGCAUUUUUA
Molecule: messenger RNA, 1567 nt
Organism: Amaranthus tricolor (Joseph's coat)
Lineage: Eukaryota; Viridiplantae; Streptophyta; Magnoliopsida; Caryophyllales; Amaranthaceae
Product: putative disease resistance protein RGA3
Exons: 2
Coding region: 341-1054 (237 amino acids)
Molecular function (GO): ADP binding
Source: RefSeq, a predicted model, not a curated record